GAUUACGCCGUAGUUGCGCAGUUUAAGUAAAGUAACACUACAGUCGAGUAAAAAUGCUGAACGUAUCAAAUCUAUUGUUUAUCGUGACGGUUUUUUCCACCUGCAAUUACGUGCGCGUUGUGGGGAUUUGUCGUUUGAGUAUCGAUUUGCCCUCGCCCUUAUUCUCAAGCAAUUUCGGAACUAAAGCUAUAGUCUUCAGAGCACAUGAAGAUGAGCUAACUUUGGAUGAUGGGGAAACUAUAACGGCCUACUGCAGUACUGGGGAAAUAAAAUUGGAAAGCAAAUACUACAGCAAUUAUAACUACGAAUCCAUUCCAUACCCAAAUGACUGGAAAGCUGCUCAUUUGGAAUGUUUGGACAACCAAAUUUCAUUAAAUGGAAACAUGUACACAUAUGUAAGAAUUUCUUGCACUGCUGAGCCCACACCAAUUCUUUACGAGAGCAAAACGAGUUUGCCGAAAUGUGAAGGCUUUACGACUUAUGCAAUCGGUUAUCAACUACCGCCACUUGGCGAUACUAUCACUGCAGCCAUCUGUUACGAUCUGAACAGGCUCAAAUUGAAAUACGUGACAUAUUUUGCAUAUCCGAAAAAUACUAAAGUAUCCGAUGCCCUGAAAGAUAACAAUUCAGCGAAAUGGGUAUCGGCAAGUCUCACUGUUAAAACCCGCGGCAUUCAUAACUAUUUCAAAUUUAUCAACACAGAUUCAAUUAAUAAGAAGAUCGUUAAUGAAUUUAGUGUCGAAAACAUAUUACAAGACGACGCCAUUAAGUACAAGCUUAACGGUUACGAACAUAUUUUAAGUACUAUCUGGUGGCGACAACUACGUGAAGAGAAUUGGCGCUACUUCCUCGAGGCGUUACGUCAGCGCACAGAGUCUGGCCAAUAUGCAUAUGUGGUUAGCGUGGGCGCCUAUGGCAAUAUCACCUUGCCAUCGGCACUAACUAACUGUCCUUCUUCAAGAGACGAGGUGUUCACUGUGCACACUGAAGACAUGAUGGUUGAGGCUCCCGCUUAUAUUUGGGCUUAUGUGCAAUCUCAAACAGGAACAAAGAGCGAAGAAGAUUUCGUGGUUAUCGCUCAUAAUUCCCCUUAUAUAAAAGACCCGGGACAUCAGCCGCUUUGUGAAUUCGACAUAUGUGACACAGUUGAUUGGUUGAAGGAAAGCAAAUUCGGCAAAUUGCGACAGUUACCAACACUCGGCUAUACAUUUUGCUGUCGUCCAGGAGAAGUGGCUAAUGUUAUCGACAAUUUCCCGUUGAAAACUAAAGUUGAAGUGAUCGAUAAUGAGGAAGGGACGACAAUAGAAACAGCCGACGAUGACGUACAAGAUGAAGAUUAUACAUUUAUUACAUAACUUUUGAUGGCACAACAUACAUGCCUAUAAAUAUAUAUAUAUAUACGUAUGUAUUGUAUAUACUCGCACAUUAGGCUGGUGAAGAGUUUUUUGGGAAAGAUAUGUAAAUAGAUAAGUUUCGAAAUUGGUGAAUAGCAAAUUUUUCUGCAUUUUAUAUUUCUCUUUAUACUUUGUAAUUUUUUUUUUUUGUUAUUAAUAACCAGCUAAAGCCAAAAUCGUAGACAAGUUUAAAGCCUCUUUAGUAGAGCGUAAUAAAUUACAAGAUUUAUUUUCAAAAGCUUACAGAAGUUCUUUAUAAAUAAAAAAAAAAAUAAAUAAAUAAAACCUUUGUAAUUUAAAAUAAAACACAAUAAAUGCAUAGUGUGAAGACAUAUAAUGUACACGUACAUAUGUACAAUAUAUAGAAAUCCAAAUAAAUGCAAAUUCAGCAUACUCAAA
Molecule: messenger RNA, 1793 nt
Organism: Ceratitis capitata (Mediterranean fruit fly)
Lineage: Eukaryota; Metazoa; Arthropoda; Insecta; Diptera; Tephritidae
Exons: 5
Coding region: 54-1355 (433 amino acids)
Source: RefSeq, a predicted model, not a curated record